Sinocyclocheilus rhinocerous is the source of this 4517-nucleotide messenger RNA. RefSeq names its product transcription regulator protein BACH2-like. The coding region runs from base 244 to 2622 and encodes 792 amino acids. The record is from RefSeq and is a predicted model, not a curated record. Gene Ontology annotation, molecular function: RNA polymerase II cis-regulatory region sequence-specific DNA binding; protein binding; DNA-binding transcription factor activity, RNA polymerase II-specific. The transcript is spliced from 5 exons. Gene Ontology annotation, biological process: regulation of transcription by RNA polymerase II. Lineage: Eukaryota; Metazoa; Chordata; Actinopteri; Cypriniformes; Cyprinidae.
AUUUAGAGGAGGCGCGUGCUGGAAAUGCCACAAUCAGCAAAGAGCAAAAGCAAAAGCACGCGGUCUCGAAUGUAACUCAACGCAGACGGAGAUUGAACACACCGUUCCUCCGGCUUUAAAGAAAAGAAUAACCGUGCGCGCUCCUCCAGCUGUUAGCGAAACGCGAAGAAAGAGACCAUGUGAAAGCGUCUUGCAGAAUAUCUUCGUGCGGGAACGAGUGAAAGUUUAGGCUCUGAGCAAGGAAUGUCUACGGAGGAGAAGCCUGAAGCUCCCAUGUAUGUCUAUGAGUCGACGGUGCAUUGUGCCAACAUCCUCCUGUGCCUGAAUGAACAGCGGAAGCAGGACAUCCUGUGUGAUGUGACAGUGCUGGUGGAGGGGAGGGAGAUUCGUGCCCACAGGGCAGUGCUGGCAGCUUGUAGCCAAUAUUUCUCCCUACUGCUCAGGGGCCAGACGGAACAUGAGCCGGUCAUCAACCUGCCACAGAAGAUCACGGAGAAAGGCUUUGCCCCACUGUUGCAGUUUGCUUACACAGCCAAGCUGCUACUCAACAGGGACAACAUCCAGGAUGUUAUGUGUUGUGCAGAAUUCCUGGGAAUGCACAACCUCGAAGACUCCUGCUUCCGCUUCCUACAGGCCCAGAUGAAAAGUGAGGUUGCUGGCAUGCACACCAGCCAGAAUCCCCCUUCACCUCAGACCCUGGUUCAGAAGCAUCACGAUAACAGGUCAGAGGACGCAAAUGUGCGGUUGAGUGAUUCCAAACCACCACUGUUCGGAUCAAGCCUGCACCCUGAAAAUGAGCAAUUAAAAGUCACCAACAACCUGCAUCAAUCAGACCAACCUCCAGCUUUUGACAUCCCUCAUUAUCCCAAAUAUAGAAAGUACCAUCAGGUUCUUGCUAAGCACAACGCAACCAACUGCUCACACAGCAGUACCUCAAGCUUACACGGCUCCCUGCAGGAUACUGUCACCAGCAGCGAUGCCCAGGGCCGUAAUUUUUCCCAGGUUAUAGCAGAACCAGCAAGUGGGGAAGACUGUGUGCCACUGGACUUGUCAGAGUUGGAGCAGGACGGUCUGGUCAGGGGUAAAGGGAAUGAGAUGGAGAUGGAAAUGGAGUUUGAAGGAAGACAACUUAGUUCAACACCCAUUGAAUUGCCUGUGAGCAAACGUUCACCAGUGUGCCUGAGCUCCCUUGAUAAAAAGGAAGUCACGUCUUCGGAUCAUUGUCUUAGCGCUGAUCUGCAACUCACCAGCAGAACCUCUCCCCUUCAAGAACGACAAGUUGCUCCAAAUUACUUCCAAAAAGACUAUCAGGCCUUCGUUGGGGGACUUGGAGUGACAUCCUCAAAGAAGGCUGAGAAAUUAACUGAUGCCGUGUCCCUCAAGUCACUUUCCUUUGAGAUGAUCUGUUCCCAAGAAUCUGAACAGGAGAGCGACAGAAGAAGUGUCAUCUUCUCCUCUCGAGCCCCCUACCAUCUGGCGGCACCCGCGCACUCUUAUCCGGGUGAGAGCUGUUUGGGGCAGGAGACCCCAGAUGACUUAUGGGCAGGUUCCAGCCAGUCAUUCCCCUGCUCCCAAGCACUGUCCCCAACUUCUGUCUCUCAAGAGCCCGCAUUGCCCUACCGCCGCCAGCCAAAGAGCAGCUGUCCGGUGCCUAUUAAAAUGUGUCCCCGUUCGUCUCGUGCCGAGAGCCACAUCAGAACCUCCAGCUCUUGCUCUUCCUACUCCUACGCUGAGGAUGGCAGUGGAGGAUCUCCUUCCAGCCUGCCCCAGUUUGAGCUCUCUACCUCUCCUUGUUCCACCAUGGCUCGAUGCCUGGCCCUUGAACACCAGGAGCAUAGCAUGUCGGGGCCACCAAAGAUUAAGUGUGAGAAGUCCUACGACACUAAUUCCAGUGACGAAUCUGGAUCUUUUUCUGAUGGAGAUAGCGAAUCCUUUCCCACCAAAGAGCACAGUCAAGAGGUGAAACUGCCUUUCUCAAUAGACCAUAUCACAGAGCUUCCACGCAAUGACUUUCAGCUGAUGAUCAAGAUGCAUACGCUGACCUCAGAUCAGCUAGACUUCAUCCACAGCAUGAGACGCCGCAAUAAAAACCGCAUCGCAGCGCAGCGCUGCAGGAAAAGAAAGCUGGACUGCAUCCAGAACCUGGAGCGCGAGAUUCACAAACUGGUCUGCGAGAGACAGAAGCUCCUAACUGAACGCAGCCAGUUGAAGACCUGCAUGGGGGAGCUGUGGGAAAACUUCUCCUUUUUGUCUCAGGAGGUCUGCAGGGAAGAAAAAUGGAGUCCAGGACAGUCUCGGUCUCUGUAUAAUCUACACCCAGACCCAGUUUCAUCCAGUCCAACCGGUACAGACCUUAGAAUCUCUCCCAAUCCCACCAGUAUAGACGUCACUCUCACCUCACACAACAGCGUGGUGUUGUCCCCAGGCUUAACUGGCUGCCAGGCCAUAGCCGAACCACCACACUCACACCUAAGAGUGGACAGAGAGACUGUGCUGCCCCAAAACACUGUCACCUCUGAGAGGUCAGAACUUUCCCACGUGGGCAGCUCAAGUGUGACGACUGAUUUCUGCCAGGAAAUGACAGAGAAGUGUACGACAGAAGAGCUGCCUGAGAGAAACUGAGUCCGGUAAACUGCAUUUUUAUCUGUCAUCAUGAGAAUUUGUUUUGUGUUCAAAUUUUUUUUUUUCAAAUUUUUUUUUUGCCAGUGUUAAGUUUUGUUUGUCGCUACUUUAGGGGGGACUGUUCUGUUAUGUUCAUGGUGCAUCACCUGAUGUGUUUUUGUUUGUGUGUGCAUAUGGAUUUGUUCUCAUACAUGCUCUAUAGGAUGCUAAAAUAAUUUCGUUUUGAACAAUACCUUUUUUAUUUUCAUUUUAUGCUAUCUGGUUCUCAGAUUUAUCUCAGGAAUUUCAGAUUUUUUUGGGCAACUUUAAAUCAAGCAGCAUAUGCAAAUGUGAUAUUGGGUGUUUGAAAGUGUUUUGUAUCUAUUGUGCAUUAAAGCAUUCCUAACAAAAUUGAAUAAUGGAGAAAACUAAACGGCUGCUCACCUGAAUUUGCUAAAAGCCGAGCAAUCUCUUUCUAAACUAGCAAAAUGGAGAGCUCUUCUACAAAAUAGAUGAUGAAGCAAUGACGAUUAGCUGCCUGCAUGUUCCCUCAAACAUUUUGUGAUGAAGCAUCAUUUGAUAUGGAAGCAAUUUUUUACAGAUUUUUUUUUUUUCCCGAAGCUCAGUUUUCUAGACUGUUAAAAUGAUUGAUCAGGGAUGUCUGUUGUAUAAAACUCUCCAAGCAAACUUUAGAAAAUGUAGUUAUUCUGACUUUGUUCAUUUUGGCAGCUCACACUUAGAUCUCUCAGAUCUGAUUUGAUUCCUUCAGGGCGUUAUGCACAUGAUAAUUUUACUGGAGUCAGAAAUCAAAGCAAAUCAAUAUUAUUUCCCUCUCUUAUGUUUGUUUGUUUUUCGGGGGGGUGCUUGGACAAACUGUACUGUUUGUACACUUGUCCACAGUCCACUUUCAGUGUUUAAUUAUUUCCAUGGUCCUAAUAUUUUCACUUUUACAAGUUCUCAAUUCCCUCCUUCAAUUUGGUGUAAUUUUCACUAGUCUUAUAACACUUUUACAUGUUUGAUUUAAUAACGAGGUGAAACUUCAAGCCUUAAGGUAACAAGAGUUGGAAAAGCUUAAUACUGCAUUUCUAUUUUUGUUUCUAAUGUUGUUGCUUUAAGCUACCAUGUGUAAGAGCCACUCACAUCUGCAUCAUCACAAUACUAAAGUUCAAAGGUGAGAUGGGGUAUUUGUUUUAAUGUUUUAAUUAAUUUAGUCUGUUUACUUUAAAUUAUUGUGAACUGCAUGAUUUUAAUAAGAUGUAAGGCAUGAUUAAGCGUCAUGUUUAAUAUUUGGUUUUACCAAAACUUUUGGGAAUCUGAUUGAACAUGUUAGCUUGUAUUGAGCAAAAUCAAUUAAAAAAGCUUUGGCCUUAAAAAAAAUCUCAUAGAGUCGUCUUGGUUAAUUUGUGCACCAUAAAAGAGGAUUCUCAAAUAAUUGACUGUCAGGACUUCAAAUAUGUCCUCAAUGUUUAUAAAUUCUUCAGAAUUCUGUGCAUAUUCUGAAUUUGUAUUCUCAUGAGUAUGGAUUUGGAUAAAUCAGUUUAUCAUGCUUUUGUUAUAUGAUGCACCACAGUUGUGAUAUGAAUAUUGUGAUAAGGGCAAAUAUGAAUAUUGGUUAUUAGUUUACAUGCAGUAGGGAGAGUUUUGACAUUCACAGAGCUACCUGUAAAAUCAAUAUACCUCUCGUCUCAGACAAGGUCUGUUACAGAACUUGUUUACAACCUUUUUCAAAGAUGUUUUACAAUCAUUUCUUUUAUGUAGAUUUUGUAUCUAUUGUACAUAUUCUGUUUAUAGGUAUUUGUGGGAUUCUUUGAAAAUGAUUGUUUUGAUUUCUUUUGUCAAUCAAAUCUCGAAAAGUUGUGACCUCAAUGUUCAUAAUCUGUAUUUGUUACAUUCUUGAAUGUGUCCACGUUGAAUUU